Megalops cyprinoides (Indo-Pacific tarpon) is the source of this 1235-nucleotide messenger RNA. RefSeq names its product indoleamine 2,3-dioxygenase 2-like. Gene Ontology annotation, cellular component: cytoplasm. The record is from RefSeq and is a predicted model, not a curated record. Gene Ontology annotation, molecular function: indoleamine 2,3-dioxygenase activity; metal ion binding; L-tryptophan 2,3-dioxygenase activity. Gene Ontology annotation, biological process: 'de novo' NAD+ biosynthetic process from L-tryptophan. NCBI's taxonomy places the organism in Eukaryota, Metazoa, Chordata, Actinopteri, Elopiformes, Megalopidae. The transcript is spliced from 10 exons. Bases 14 to 1234 code for a protein of 406 amino acids.
AGGUGGAAUCGGGAUGGGGGACAGAGCCAACACUUCCAGCCCAUACUGCUCUAUUGAGCUGCGCUCUUAUCACGCGUCGCCAGAGUUCGGCUUCGUCCUGGAAAACCCCCUGACAGACCUCCCAGAGUACUAUCGCACCUGGAUGGACCUGGCCACCAACCUCAGCCACCUCAUCCAGACGCAUCAGUUUCGGGACAGAGUGAUGCAGAUGCCUCUUCUCAGCACCCGCUACCUGCAGAGCCACAGAGAGCUGCGGCUGGCUCACCUGGCCCUGGGCUUCAUCACCAUGGGAUACGUGUGGCAGGGCGGCCUGCACCAGCCGGCCAGGGUCCUGCCUAAAGCGCUGGCCGUACCAUACUGUGCUGUGUCAGAGACUCUGGGCCUCCCGCCCAUCCUGGUUUACGCUGACAGCAUCCUGGCCAAUUGGAGGCUGCGGAAUCCUGAUGGACCCAUGGAAAUAGAGAAUCUGGAUACGUUGUUUACGUUCCCUGGAGGAGAGAGCAGCAGAGGUUUCUUCCUAGUGUCCUUACUGGUGGAACAUUGUGCUAGCUCUGGGCUGCAGGGCAUUGCCAUGGUGAUGAACUCCAUGCUGACUGAUGACGUCACUGGGGUGCAGGAGGGUCUGGUUGCCGUGGGUGAUGCCCUCAGGAGAAUGAGGGAGAGCUUCAGGCUUAUCCACAAGCAUGUGGAGCCUGCACAGUUCCACGGGAGCCUACGAGUCUUUUUCUCAGGGUGGAGGGACAACCCUGCGCUCCCGGAUGGACUGUGGUACGAGGGGGUCACCGCCGAGCCCCUGUGCCUUACCGGGGGCAGCGCUGCUCAGAGCUCCUGCAUCCAGUGCUUUGAUGCCUUCCUGGGCGUGGGGUGCAGCGACGACUUCGCUGCCUCCUUCCUGAAGCGGAUGAGGAGCUACAUGCCCCCCCCUCACCGCCGAUUGGUGGAGACCCUGGCUGCCUGCCCCUUGCUCCGCCCCUUCGUCCUCUCCAGCUCGAACCCGGAGCUCCGCCGCGCCUAUAAUGCCUGUGUGUCGGAGCUGGUGAACCUGCGCUGCUACCACCUGAACGCGGUGGUGCGCUUCAUCACGGUGCCGGCUGCCCGGGCGCGGGCGGGGGGGUGCCCCUUCCAAGGGGGGUACGCCGUCCUGGGGGGGCAGGGCACCGGUGGCACCGAUUCCCUCCGCUUCCUGAAGAGCGUCCGCGACGCCACCAAACGGGCCUUGCUGCCCGAGACGUGAC